This is a messenger RNA of Puccinia graminis f. sp. tritici CRL 75-36-700-3, 2331 nucleotides long. RefSeq lists its product as uncharacterized. Bases 1 to 2109 code for a protein of 702 amino acids. Gene Ontology annotation, cellular component: cytoplasm; chromosome. The record is from RefSeq and is a predicted model, not a curated record. The transcript is spliced from 4 exons. Gene Ontology annotation, biological process: double-strand break repair via homologous recombination. Lineage: Eukaryota; Fungi; Basidiomycota; Pucciniomycetes; Pucciniales; Pucciniaceae. Gene Ontology annotation, molecular function: 3'-5' DNA helicase activity; nucleic acid binding; ATP binding.
AUGCCUCGAAAGAAAGCCAAGAAGAAGUCUGAUAAGGUUACCCUUGCACAGAAACUCACCGAGUUGAAUGACAUCGAGCUGGAAAAGACCAUCGCCGAGGACGCAAGACCAUGUUAUCCGAGUGAUCAACCUUCAAAGCCGAAGCAGAUAGAGGCCGUGAUGAAUCUAGUGAGACUCAAAAACACCUUCGUCAUGGCCGGGACGGGUUUUGGUAAAUCUCGGAUCCCAGAGAUGUAUGUCCAUCUCUUUGCGAAAACGAAUAAACCGGUCGUCUUAGUUUUGAAUCCUCUCGAUGCACUCGGCGAUAACCAAGUGCAAGAGAAGAUUGCACAGGGGUUCACCGCCAUAAACCUGAAGAAAAUGAAUUUCAAUGAGACGAUUGCUGGUCAGAUACUCAAAGCUCAAUACAACUUUAUCUACCUGAGUCCUGAAAUUCUCCUGAACAACCAGAUGUUCACCGAUGUUUAUCAUAAUCCAAAGUUUCAAGAUCAUCUAGUGCUGACGGUGGUCGAUGAAAGUCAUAUGAUAUAUAGCUGGGGACUAGUAGCUAACAAGAAAGCUAAGAAGUCGUCCGCUCACAAACGGCACCAAGACCGAUCAAUCUUCCGACCCUCGUAUGGGGACAUUGGUCGAGCGCUAAUGGCGACUCAAAACACGCCAAUCUUAAUGUUAUCGGCGACUUGCAGACCCCUAGCUAUCACCGAAAUUCUGAAGAGUCUCAGGAUUCCAGAAGAAAACAUGCACUUUGUGCGAGCAGAACUGACCCGUCCCGAGAUUCGAAUUCUACGGUUCCCAAUGGAAUGCUCUCUCAAGUCAACCCGUGACCUUCGAUUGAUGUUUGGGGCAGAGGAGGAUCUUGCAAAUGCGAAGCUGCCACCGACCUUGAUAUACUCUGGGACCCGGAAUGCUACACUCCAGGUCAUGAAAGUUGUGAAUCAAGCGCGAGGGAUAGAGAAUGGUCAUGAAGAUGCAGAUAGCACCCUGAUUCGCCGAUAUCACGCAUGUACGGGUGAUAUGGAUAAAGAAGACACCAUCGGAGGAUACGAACAAGGCGAAUUCCCGAUGAUCUCCUGUACAAUGGCCUUGGGCCUCGGUCAAAAUUGGAAAAGGGUUAGAAGGGUUGUACACAUGGGCCGAGGGGACCCUUCGAGCAUCUGCCAAAUGAUGGGACGCUGUGGUCGCGAUGGGAAACCAGGGUUAGCCAUCCUAUUCAUGGAGCCGAAGAGACGAUUUGGUCUCAAUACGAUCGAGGCAAUUUCAAAAGGGGACAAACAGACAGAUGAUGUUAGGAUGGACUCGUUGGCACUUACCCCUGUCUGCCUUAGGAUUGCGUUUUCGAUAGAUAAUCUAUAUGGAUACAUUCCAAUGGAUCGAGACGAUGCCAACUACCUUAGAGAAGAAAUCAGGGAACUAGACAAAGGGUUUGCUGUGUGCAAGUGUUCCAAUUGCGCACCGGAAGAAGCCAAGAUGCUUCGAAAUAACAUGAGGAUAAUCGAUAAUGAUAACAUUGAAUCUUCACUCGAUCACCCGGAAUUGUUGAUCGACCCAAAUUCCGAUCAACUAAUAAAACAAAAACAAACCAGACAGGCGAAGAAAAAAACUUGUGAUACGUAUGGGAAGGCGCGAUCGUUUCUUCCGGAAGAACUCUUUGGCUGUUUGGAAGCCAACACUAUUGCGGAUAACUUGGAUCAAAUCAAUAACGAGCACGAUCUGGUGAAGUUUAUUGGUGACAUGGUUGAUGGGGAGCUACAAAUGUUGUACAAUUGUGUGAUUAACUUCCGAGAAGGAACUGAGUUCAAAAAUUACAAUCGUGAAAGAGAGAAGUACAGUGAUAACAUUGAUAACGAGAUACAAAGAAUCAAAGGAAUCCCGGAGGCAAAUCGAUUAGCCAAACAGCAGUCAUCUUCUCAACAAAAGGAGCCGAAACGAAUUGAAACCGAAGAAAGGAAGAGGAAGCGAGAGGCAGAGAAGACCGCCAAGGAUGAACACUUAGCCAAGGAGAAGGAGGCAAACGCAAGGCGAUGGUUGGAGGCAUCAGCGUUUAUUGAGUCACGGAAAGAAUUCUAUGGUACAGGCUCACAUCGGGCUGGUGGAUCAGGGCCUACCUAGUGGUUGUGAGAGUUAGAUACACCAAUAGUCGAUGGUCGAAGAUUAUUUAUCGGCUUUCCUUUUUUCAAUUGUUUUACUUUCAGUGUCUGAAUCCCUAGUGCAUAAAAGUUGUCGAUAACAGCCGGUAUAUACUCGCCUAGCUUAUGAACAGUUGAACACACAUCAUUUUUUCGACACAUCCGAAGGCAAUUGUUGAGGGAUGUUAUACCAAUCCGAUUGUGA